GGGGUGCCACGAUGCCCCGCCGCUGCGCAGGGCCCCGGGCCGCCCCCGACGUGUGACCCCAGCCGGGUGCCCCUGCUCGGCCGGCCGCCCUCCCCUGGGAGACCCCCGGCCCGGGCCCCGGGGGAGGAGGCAGAAGACGCCGCCGGGAGGGGCAUGUCCGGCCCCAAGAGCGCCAGCCCCCCGGGCUACGCGGCGCCCGCGCCCCGGGGAGGCCCGGAGCACCGCGCGGCGUGGGGGGACGCCGACCCCCGCGCCAACGGCUGCCCCCACGGCCCCGGGGGCGCGCCGGCCCCGCAGCCGCGCCUGGCCGGACGCUGGCGCGGCGACGACGGCGGCGGCGGCGACGACCCCCUGGCAGGGGGCUUCGGCUUCAGCUUCCGCUCCAAGUCGGCCUGGCAGGAGCGCGGCGGCGGCGGCGGCGGCGGCGGCGGCGACCCCCGCGGCGGGGGCAGCUCGCGGGCGCCCCCUGCGGGCGGCCCCGAGGGCCGGCCGCGCCCGGGGCCCGAGCCGGGCCCGGCCGAGGCGCGGGGCCGGGGCCGCGGCCCCGGGGACCCCGAAGCCGGCGCCGUCGAGGCCCGCGCGGGGCCCGGGGAGGCGGGCGCGGGCGCGGCGCUGGGCGCCUGCUGCCUGGCGCUGCUGCACAUCUUCCGCUCCAAGAAGUUCCCCUCGGACAAGCUGGAGCGCCUGUACCAGCGCUACUUCUUCCGCCUGAACCAGAGCAGCCUGACCAUGCUCAUGGCCGUGCUGGUGCUCGUGUGCCUCGUCAUGCUGGCCUUCCACGCCGCGCGGCCCCCCGUCCAGCUGCCCUACCUGGGCGUGCUGGCGGCCGCCGUGGGGGUCAUCCUGGUCAUGGCCGUGCUCUGCAACCGCGCCGCCUUCCACCAGGACCACAUGGGCCUGGCCUGCUACGCACUCAUCGCCGUGGUGCUGGCGGUCCAGGUGGUGGGCCUGCUGCUGCCCCAGCCGCGCAGCGCCUCCGAGGGCAUCUGGUGGACCGUGUUCUUCAUCUACACCAUCUACACGCUGCUGCCCGUGCGCAUGCGGGCCGCCGUCCUCAGCGGGGUCUUGCUGUCCGCGCUCCACCUGGCCAUCGCCCUGCGCACCAACGCCCAGGAUCGCUUCCUGCUCAAGCAGCUCGUCUCCAACGUGCUCAUCUUCUCCUGCACCAACAUCGUGGGCGUCUGCACCCACUACCCCGCGGAGGUGUCGCAGAGACAGGCCUUCCAGGAGACCCGGGAGUGCAUCCAGGCACGGCUGCACUCGCAGCGGGAGAACCAGCAGCAGGAGCGGCUGCUGCUGUCUGUCCUGCCCCGCCAUGUUGCCAUGGAGAUGAAGGCAGACAUCAACGCCAAGCAGGAGGAUAUGAUGUUCCACAAGAUCUACAUCCAGAAGCACGACAAUGUGAGCAUCCUGUUUGCUGACAUCGAGGGCUUCACGAGUCUGGCAUCCCAGUGCACGGCCCAGGAACUGGUCAUGACACUCAAUGAGCUCUUCGCCCGCUUCGACAAGCUGGCUGCGGAGAAUCACUGUCUGCGGAUCAAGAUCCUGGGGGACUGCUACUACUGCGUCUCGGGGCUGCCCGAGGCCAGGGCCGACCACGCCCACUGCUGCGUGGAGAUGGGCAUGGACAUGAUCGAGGCCAUCUCGUUGGUCCGGGAGGUGACAGGGGUGAACGUGAACAUGCGCGUGGGAAUCCACAGCGGGCGCGUACACUGCGGUGUCCUUGGUCUCAGGAAGUGGCAGUUCGACGUCUGGUCUAACGACGUCACGCUGGCCAACCACAUGGAGGCUGGAGGCAAAGCAGGGCGCAUCCACAUCACCAAGGCCACGCUCAACUACCUGAACGGGGACUACGAGGUGGAGCCGGGCUGCGGGGGCGAGCGCAACGCCUACCUCAAGGAGCACAGCAUCGAGACCUUCCUCAUCCUCAACUGCACCCAGAAGCGGAAAGAAGAGAAGGCUAUGAUCGCCAAGAUGAAUCGCCAGAGAACCAACUCCAUCGGGCACAACCCGCCGCCCUGGGGGGCCGAGCGCCCCUUCUACAACCACCUGGGUGGCAACCAGGUGUCCAAGGAGAUGAAGCGGAUGGGCUUUGAAGACCCCAAGGACAAGAAUGCUCAGGAAAGUGCAAACCCUGAGGAUGAAGUGGAUGAGUUUCUGGGCCGUGCCAUCGACGCCAGGAGCAUCGACAGGCUGCGCUCCGAGCACGUGCGGAAGUUCCUGCUGACCUUCAGGGAGCCUGACCUAGAGAAGAAGUACUCCAAGCAGGUGGAUGACCGAUUCGGUGCCUACGUGGCGUGUGCCUCGCUCGUCUUCCUCUUCAUCUGCUUUGUCCAGAUCACCAUUGUGCCACACUCUCUCUUCAUGCUGAGUUUCUACCUGGCCUGUUUCCUGCUGCUGACCUCAGUGGUGUUCGUGUCUGUGAUCUACUCCUGUGUGAAGCUGUUCCCCAGCCGGCUGCAGACCCUGUCCAGGAAGAUUGUGAGGUCCAAGAUGAACAGCACUCUGGUUGGGGUGUUCACCAUCAUCCUGGUGUUCCUGUCGGCUGUCGUCAACAUGUUCAUGUGCAACUCCGGGGACCUGUCGGGCUGCCUGGCAGAGGAGCACAACAUCAGCAGUGCCCAGGUCACCGCCUGCCACGUGGUGUUCUCAGCUGUCAACUACAGCCUGGCCGACGAGCAGGGCUUCUGCGGCAGCCCCCGGCCCACCUGCAACUUCCCCGAGUACUUCACCUACAGUGUGCUGCUCAGCCUGCUGGCCUGCUCUGUGUUCCUGCACAUCAGCUGCAUCGGGAAGCUGGCGCUCAUGCUGGCCAUCGAGCUCAUCUACGUGCUCAUCGUGGAGGUGCCCAGCGUCUCGCUCUUCGACAACGCCGACCUGCUGGUCACCGCCAACGCCAUAGACUUCAGCAGCAGCAACAACAACGGGACCUCCCAGUGCCCUGAGCAUGCCACCAAGGUGGCGCUGAAGGUGGUGACGCCCAUCAUCAUCUCCGUGUUCGUGCUGGCCCUUUACCUGCACGCCCAGCAGGUGGAGUCCACUGCCCGCCUUGACUUCCUCUGGAAACUCCAGGCCACGGAGGAGAAGGAGGAGAUGGAGGAGUUGCAGGCCUACAACCGGCGGCUGCUGCACAACAUCCUGCCCAAGGACGUGGCUGCACACUUCCUGGCGCGCGAGCGGCGCAACGACGAGCUGUACUACCAGUCGUGCGAGUGCGUGGCCGUCAUGUUCGCCUCCAUCGCCAACUUCUCCGAGUUCUACGUGGAGCUGGAGGCCAACAACGAGGGCGUCGAGUGCCUGCGGCUGCUCAACGAGAUCAUCGCUGACUUUGACGAGAUCAUCAGCGAGGACCGCUUCAAGCAGCUGGAGAAGAUUAAAACCAUCGGCAGCACCUACAUGGCUGCCUCGGGCCUCAACGACUCCACCUACGACAAGGCGGGCAAGAGCCACAUCAAGGCGCUGGCCGACUUCGCCAUGAAGCUGAUGGACCAAAUGAAGUACAUCAACGAGCACUCCUUCAACAACUUCCAGAUGAAGAUCGGGCUCAAUAUUGGCCCCGUGGUGGCCGGGGUGAUCGGGGCACGGAAGCCUCAGUACGACAUCUGGGGCAACACAGUGAAUGUGGCCAGCCGCAUGGACAGCACCGGGGUGCCCGACCGGAUCCAGGUCACCACAGACAUGUACCAGGUGCUGGCCGCCAACACCUACCAGCUGGAGUGUCGGGGUGUGGUGAAGGUCAAAGGCAAGGGCGAAAUGAUGACCUACUUCCUCAACGGAGGGCCCCCGCUCAGCUAGCCGCCGGCCCGUGCUGCAGGCCGCCCGGCUUCCGCAGAAAUGAAAACGGCUUCUUUGUGCGCCUGGGGGAGGGGGGGCUGCAAGGGGGGUGGCCCUGGUGAGGGUCUCCACUUGGACUCCAGAAGUAGAUCCUGCCUUGGUGGGUGUAGGGGGGUGUGGACGGCAGCUUCUGGCCAGGCCCAGGGGUGCCCGCGUCCUGCGAGCCCCAAGCUGACCAAAGAUGUUUCCUCUGUCAAAGACGCCGCCGGACUCGAUCUGGUCUUGAGUUCUUCGGUGGGUGCUGAGGCAUGUGGGAGGGAGCCUGGAGGUGGGGAGGCCAGGGGCGGCUCUGACGGGGACUCCAGGCGCCCCGCCCCCAGGCACCCGCUUUUCCAAGUGAGCCCUGACCUGCAGGGGCUUAGCUGCAAUCCCCAACAGCUGCGUGCACAGAGUCAGGGCCUCGUGGCGAGGGGAGGCUUGGCCCGAAGCAAGCGUGUGGUUCUGAGAGAAAGGAAAUAUUUAUUAAAUAAAGCAAACCACGUUUCCUGUGCCCUUCUUUAGACUAUGCUAGUUUGUAUGCGUGUAGGAGACCCACAAGCAAACAAGGUGUCCCGGGGGGAGGGGGUGCCCACUUGUUCUUUUUGUAUUUUUUAUUUUGUAUUAUCGAAAGCCUUGGAAAUCUAACAAAUAUACCAAAUUCUAUAUUUUGUAAAUUCUCUGUAUCGGAAUGCAGCUGUGCUCGGCGGGUGCCUGCCCCCAGCCCGUGCGUAUGCGGAUGUGUGCGCUGGUGGACGUGUGCGUGUGUGUGUGCGCGCGCGCGAGAGUGCGUGCUGCAGAACUGGGCCCCACCCAGGUCCAGCCUGAUCAGCAAGCGUAGCCCUGUGGGGUCCUGUGUGUUUGGGUUCAGGAGGAGGAUGCGAGGGUGCUUUAUGCCCCAUCCGGCCCACACCUCACACCCACUUAGGGAUAGACACGCAGGGCACUGAGGCUCCGCUGCCUCCCGCCUCAGGCCCGAAGCAGCUCUGGCCGUGUCCCCUUGCUCCCGAGAGGUUAGCAGCUGUCUGCAGGGCUGGAUACGAGGAGGCCUGCUGGGCUCUCAGGGGCUGAGGUGCUGGGGCUCCUCCUGGAGGCAUGGUCCUCAGCUUUGGGGAGGAAAGGGGUGACCCUGGGGCAAGGCGGGUAGGAAGUCUGGCCCUGUGGUUGUUCCAGGCAAGAGUGGAAGGUGCCCAGGAAAACCCAGGAUUCCUUCCGCUCCAGCCGAGACACCUGGCCCUGCGUUCCUAGACAGUCCGUGGGGCCUGAGCCUGGAUCUUUCCAUUGCUUCUCAGGGCAGAAUCCCUUGCACCUCCAUUGGAGCCUGGGGAGGUGCCCACCUUCGCCCCCUCCCAGCAGGCACUAGGACCCAGCCCUGAGGGCACAGCCCGCUCCGGCCUCCCUCCAAAUCAGGCCUCUGCUGCGUGUCCUUCAAAAGACCCCCGCCCCCUCUGGCGUUCCGGCUGGCGGGCCCGGGCUUCCCCUGCUUCCGGCUGAGGCCUGCGUGUGCGUGUGUGCGCGUGUGCGCGUGUGCCCCAUCCCUGACCCUGUGACCGGUGACCGCGUGCCGUGUUCGACUCCAGUCCCUCUGAGGGGUGUGCACUUUUUACUCCUGCUCUUGCAAAACGGAUACGAUUAUGAUUUCCCAUGGAAAUUGAAAAGCCUAUUUAAAGAAUUUAACUAUUAAACACUUUCACUGGUAAA
Messenger RNA from Sorex araneus (European shrew), 5511 nucleotides. RefSeq names its product adenylate cyclase 5 (gene ADCY5). Gene Ontology annotation, biological process: cAMP biosynthetic process; intracellular signal transduction; adenylate cyclase-inhibiting G protein-coupled receptor signaling pathway. Lineage: Eukaryota; Metazoa; Chordata; Mammalia; Eulipotyphla; Soricidae. Gene Ontology annotation, molecular function: adenylate cyclase activity. The record is from RefSeq and is a predicted model, not a curated record. Bases 154 to 3795 code for a protein of 1213 amino acids. Gene Ontology annotation, cellular component: plasma membrane. The transcript is spliced from 21 exons.